AAUCCUUUGUAAUGGCCAACAAGAAAGAGCCUCCUUUUUUCAAUAAAGAUAACAUGCGGCCGUUUCACUACAAGCUUCCUUUUUAUGAAACUAUGGUGCUUUUCAUUGAGACGCUUACAGGAACAUGCUUUGAACUGCGAGUUUCCCCCUUUGAAACAGUAAUUUCUGUGAAAGCUAAAAUUCAAAGACUGGAAGGUAUUCCUGUCUCUCAGCAGCACUUAAUUUGGAAUAACAUGGAGCUGAAGGAUGACUAUUGUUUGAAUGAUUAUAACAUUUCAGAAGGCUGCACUCUGAAGUUAGUUCUGGCUAUGCGAGGUGGACCUAUUAACACCAGAAGAGUGCCUGUGGAAGACCCUAUCAGGGAAAUGGCUGAAUACGUGGAUCCCAGUAGAGAUGAGAUAUGGGAGAGAGGGCCAUCCAACAAAGAAGUUACCUUCUUAGUAUAUCGAGAAGGAGAUCAGUUGAAUUUCUUCCGUGUGGUAGAUCGGGGAGAUGGCACUUUAACGCCAUUAUCUGAAUCUAUGAGUGGUGGUUCAGUUUAUAACUUAUAUGCUGCUGAUGAAGAUGAGACAGAGGCAUCACCUUCUGGCCAACAGAUUAUGGAGAAUUCGAUUACUAUGAAUAAAAUGAAGCUGCUCAAGGCAAAGAUGGAGAACAUGAAUCUGAGUAAAAAGCCUAAGAAAACUGUCAAGGUGAAACCUCAUCCUCCUAUGGCUCCUCGACCCUCUAGUGGCUUAGUGGCUGCUGCUCGUCACCGCUUUUUGAGAGUGCUCCCCCAUAUUGGACAUUCUUGCCUACCUCCUCCUGGAAGCUCAUAUCCCUCAGAGUCUUCUCAAAACGCACUUUCAGCAUUGGCUACUUUGGCUACUGCUGGUAGAACAACACCAUCCACAACUAAUGACUUGCUUAAGGAAGAUGAUGCUUGGCAGAGCAGCUCUUGGUCUCAGUCAGUUAGUAGCAUCAGGUUACCACCAAAAAUAUCUCGUGUUGAACUAGAAAAUUCAGAACUGCCUACUAAUAGCAUUCUGACUCCUGUUUCAUCUCUGCCUGUGAAUUCAGAAAAAGCUUCUGAAAAUGUGACCUCAACAAGUGAGGAGGAUGCUGUUUUGUUUCCGAAUCGAACAAAUAUAGAACUAUAUGGAGCAGAAGAAAAAAUUCUACCUGAAACAGAUUCUUUUGCUUUGUUAACAGAAGCAAGCACCAAUGAACGGUGUAGUGAGAUAUAUGACAUAGGAAAGGUGAACCCAGAACUUGAACUGUCUGAUGGAGAUGAAGAAUCUAAGGUUGUAGAGCAGCAUAGAAAACCUAUUAGCAAAGUGCUGAGCACUGCAGCAAUGGGGGCUGGUCUUCUCAGUACUUGUGAAUUAAGUCCGCAGAAAAACCUGUUUUUGUCACCUCUUCGGUAUUCAGCGCAAGUGGCACGCCACAGUUCUCUGAAACCACAAACGCAAUCCAGAUGCUUUGAGGCUGGUAAGUUGAGAUCCACAGCCGCCCCAAAUGUGCUUCGAUCGUUGGAAGCCUGUAGCAUGGCAGACUCCUCUUUUUCUAAGAGUACUAGAUUUCACAGUGUUAGAGUCGAGUCACAUAGUAAAAGACCUGAUGUAAUUUCUAAAGCAGAGGCUAGCGACAUCACAGACAUGGCUAACAAGGCGUCCAAAGAAUCUGUGAGUUCUCUAAGCAACUUAGGGUUUCUGGCUUCGCUGGCCCGAAGCGCAAACAGGGAAAGUUUACAAAGUUCUUGUGGGACAGGCAGAUUUCGGACUUCUGGUAUUGCACUACCUGCAAACCUUCAGCAUUUUCAGGAAGAAGGCUUUCGGAAAACUGCUCCUCCAAAGGAAGCUGCUGAAUAUAUUCUAUCUGCACAUGGGCUUGGAAUGAAUUUAAUUUUUCCUGACAUAUCACCUCUGAAAGCAGGUGAAGCAACCCAUCUUCCACCUGUGAAUGGUUCAAUUCAAGCAAAAAAGAACAUUAUAAAGCAUUGUUUUCUUUGUGGCAAGAAAACUGGAUUGGCAACCAGCUAUGAGUGCAGAUGUGGAAACAACUUCUGUGCAACGCACCGCUAUGCAGAGACUCACACCUGCACCUACGACUAUAAGAGUGCAGGGCGAAGGUAUUUGCAGGAGACCAAUCCCGUCGUUAGUGCACCAAAGCUUCCCAAAAUCUAACAUGAUUGUGCUGCAUGUGGCCAUUCUGCCAUUGAAGAAUUGUGUUACACUGAGAGAAGCACUUGCUUAAACUGCAUAAUUUUACCAUGCUCCAUAUUGAAAGAUUUGCCAAGUAACAAAAGCACAUGAGGAUGCAUCCUACUGAAGAAUGUGAACACUACUGCAGUUGUAACUUUUCUUCUUUAAUGAAUGAAAAGUUAAAGAUUAGUUUUUAAAAACUUACACUAUAAUUUAACUGUCACUGCACGUCUUGUGUUGUGUUUUAUAUUUUGAAAAGCUGUUUCACGUCUUUAAAAGAUGCACUUUAAUUACUGUAUAACCAGACUUGAGAGGGUAUUGUAAUAAGGGUGUCUUGUAAUGCCUUCUUUACUCUUGCAUUUUUUUUGUCC
Opisthocomus hoazin is the source of this 2554-nucleotide messenger RNA. The record is from RefSeq and is a predicted model, not a curated record. Lineage: Eukaryota; Metazoa; Chordata; Aves; Opisthocomiformes; Opisthocomidae.